GAUCAGCUGAUAUCACUGUCAAAAAGUGCAUAACGUGAAAAUGAUAUGAACAACAAGAAAGGGGAAUCACAUUUCGAGCAAUUACUUGAAAAUCAUCCGAACUACGUCGUUCCACAACUUUAUUAUCUAUACUUAAACUUCAGGUGCAAAUACAGAUAUGAGUAUUCUGAGUGGAAUAGAAAUUCCCGAAGAUGAUAAUCUGGAAUCACAAUAUGCUCUUCGAGUUGCAUUUCAAACAAUGAAAGAACGUUGUCAGCAUUUGCAAGCAAGAUUAGCUGCUGUUGAAGAAGAAAAUGUUCGUUUGAGAUUAGAAUGUGGAAAAGACGGAGCUGCAAGUGUAGUCAGAAGUGAACUAAAUUCGGAAGAAGAUGAAGUUCUCGUUUUAAGGGAAAAAGUGGAAGAAUUAACAAAGCAGAGAUCACAACUGAACCACCAUAUAUUUAUGGUAGCAGCGGAAAAUCGACAACUGUGGAAUAGAUUAACAAGAUUGACGAGGGCCAACAAAACGUUGGGAAACCGAUUGACUAAAAUAUCAGAUACACUCAAAAAGCACCCAUCAACUCAACCAGUAGAUAUUUUAGCUUAUAGUUUUAAGGAAGUUUCAUGCCCUGAUAAGACUGAUCCUCAGAAAUGUCUUCUUUCAACUGAUGGAGAAGAUGAAUCUCUUUUUUUGACAGGUACGAAAGAUCAGAGUUUAGAAGAAAUUUCUUUGAGGCUCAUCAACAGCAUAAUGUUAGAAAAAUCAGAUCUAGAACAACAGUGCGCAGAGAUGGUGGAGCUACAAAGCAGUUCGGAUUUAAAUUUACAAAACGUGGGAUUCACUUAUCCUGAAGAUGCUGAUACGGAUUCCUUAGAGCAAUUAAAACACCAUGAGAUCAGAUUAUCUCACACGAAAGAUACGCUUUUGAGUCAGCAGACGAGAUUAAAGAGAAUAAUUGAGAAGAUUAAGACUUUAAAAAAAGGCAAACCGUGUAAAACUUGCCGAAAAAACGCGUCCAAAAUACUGUGUCAAACCGGAACACAAAUUGACUUGGACAUUAAUAUAAAGGAAAACCAAUCCGGGUGCAAUAUUCCCUCUUCCGAAAAUUCAAUCACAGAAGAUUGUUCGAACGCCGAAGAAAACGAUAGUGAUAGCAGCAACAAAAUUUGUCCACUGUGCGGUGUUUCCUACGGAAAAUCGACAUCGUUUACAGCUUUUCACGAACACGUCUUAACUCAUUUUAGAAACGAUGACGUAGAAGUGAACCAUUAGAGGUAAAUUUACUCCUAAUUUAUCAUUUUUAAACAUGAAUCUGAGUCAAAUGAAUUUUUGAGUGUAUUUUCGAAUAAUUGCUGUGAUGAGAAGCUAAUUCCACUGGGCCAACUUUUGUAUUAGGUGUAUAUAGUGCAGUAAUCACAAAAUUUACGAAAAUUAACAACGGCUUUGUUGUAAGAGCCCGCAGAGAUCGAAUAUAAUAGAUGCUAUGCAUAUAUAUAUAUAUAUAUAUAUAUAUUAUAAUGUUAAACAACUUGCAUAAGAAAGAAAAAUAGUUAAGCAGAAAAGUAUACUUUUUAUUACUGUAUAAAUAAGACUUGCGAAAAUUCAAAGUACAAAAGUACAAACAAUAGAACAUUAAUAUUCUUAACUACUUUUCAAUUAUGGCAAAUUAAAGAUCAUUUCGAAGCCCAAAAAUAUUUGAAUAAUUUACAGUAUUACAGUUUACGAAAUGUAUCACGUUUUCUUUCUGAAACUAAGAUUCGUCCUAGCAUUACAUAGUUUUUAGAGACACCUUCAAAAAAAUGUUUAAAGUAGGAAAAGUAUAUUAGGAACAUAUUAAAAACCACCUAUGAGGUUUAGGAAAUUUAAAUGAAAAACUAGGUUUAUGUACUUCCUAUUUAUUUUUUAUACUCAGCAAAUGAAAAACAAUGUAUCCAAUUAAAACAAACUGAAUAAAUCUUAAAGAAUUAAUCUACCAUCUUUAAUGAGAAUAUACAUUUAGGCUAGAUUUGUAGGUUUUACUUCCGUACUAUCAGAUGGUUCUUGUGUUGUUGGCUGCAGCAAAUUUUUAUGGAACCACUCUGGUCUUUUUUGAGGCAGUUCAAC
This is a messenger RNA of Belonocnema kinseyi, 2083 nucleotides long. RefSeq names its product protein spindle-F (gene spn-F). Lineage: Eukaryota; Metazoa; Arthropoda; Insecta; Hymenoptera; Cynipidae. Bases 158 to 1252 code for a protein of 364 amino acids. The transcript is spliced from 6 exons. The record is from RefSeq and is a predicted model, not a curated record.